Molecule: messenger RNA, 681 nt
Organism: Hydatigera taeniaeformis
Lineage: Eukaryota; Metazoa; Platyhelminthes; Cestoda; Cyclophyllidea; Taeniidae
Source: the annotation of a GenBank genome assembly
AUGGACGACCUCUGUUUCCGUACCAAAGCUAUCGUACAAAAGGUUCCUCAGGACCUCUGCGAACUAGAACAUUUAAUUCGCUCCCUGCACUCCGUUGAUGCUGCCAAAGCACCAAUUACUCGCAUGGAAAGUCAAAUUUCACAAAACCUUGAUCUCGCCUUGUCUAACUGUCAGCGACUACGAGUUUUGUCGAGAAAUGAACCGCCAUCCAAACGGAGGCAAAUCGAUUUGGCUGUGAAUCAUAUCCAAUCGGAUUGUCAGCACCUUCGCAAUAAUUUACAGUCUCUCCAAAGAAAGCGAGCAGCACAUGAACAAGAAUUGAUACACAGAGCUAGCCUAUUUGCCCCUCCAGUGGGUGUGACCACCGCUAGCAAUGGUGAUGCCACUGUCUUACAAAUUGACACCGAGGUAAAUGAGUUUUCUCGACUCCAAGCAGUCGGCAGACGACUGGACGAAAUGCUUCUCGGUGGUUCUGCCAGUCUUGAAGCCCUCAAAUUUCAAGGAAGCACACUUAAGAACUCGCAUCGACGUCUGCUUGAUCUGGUGAACACUCUGGGUCUCUCAUACACCGUGAUGCGCCUUAUUCAACGCCGAGGCUACCAAGAUAAAGUGCUAUUCUAUGUCCUUGCUGGGGGAACAUUAGUAGCCAUGUAUUUUAUAUGGUAUUUCAUUCGUGGUUGA